Messenger RNA from Dalotia coriaria, 2154 nucleotides. RefSeq names its product glucose dehydrogenase [FAD, quinone]-like. The transcript is spliced from 3 exons. Lineage: Eukaryota; Metazoa; Arthropoda; Insecta; Coleoptera; Staphylinidae. Gene Ontology annotation, molecular function: flavin adenine dinucleotide binding; oxidoreductase activity, acting on CH-OH group of donors. The coding region runs from base 8 to 1933 and encodes 641 amino acids. The record is from RefSeq and is a predicted model, not a curated record.
UUUAAAAAUGUUUGCGUUUGCUCGUCGUAUAAGCUUUAACAUACAGAAUGUGUAUCUGCUGUUUAUGAUACUGGGUGUUAUGGUAAAUUAUUCAAGUCAAGAAACACGUUCAAAUAAAGAGCAGUGUGAAGUAGAAAGGUUUGAAGAUAUUAUUAAUGAUGGAAUUAAAAAUGCUUUGCGUUUUGUUGAGCCAAGGGAUGCAACCCAAUAUGCAGCCAAUGGAAAAUGUACAGAGAAGGAAAAAGAUUUAGAUGAAACAAGUUAUGAUUAUAUAAUUAUUGGUAGUGGUGCUGCUGGAUCAGUGGUAGCUAAUCGUUUAUCAGAAAUUGAAGACGCUACUGUUUUGGUCAUAGAAGCCGGCCAUUUUGAAAAUGAUUUCAUUGAUAUUCCUGGUUUAAGCACCUAUGCGCCUGGUACCGAAUACAACUGGGCUUAUAAAAGUAUUCCACAAAAGUCAUGUUGUUUGGGAAUGGUAAAUAAACAAUGUCAAUUUCAUCGUGGUCGUGGUAUAGGCGGUACAACUCUUAUCAAUUCAGUUGUUUAUUCUCGUGGUUCUGCUGAAGAUUACAACAAAUGGAAUAUUUCUAAUCCUGGCUGGGCAUACUCUGAUGUUUUACCUUACUUUAUAAAAUCAGAGAAUGCACAAUUUGAUGGUGCCGAUGAAGGUUACCACGGAACUGGUGGACUUUAUAAUGUAGAGAUUAGUUCAUAUACUACACCACAUCUUGAUGCUUUUAUAUUAGCCAAUGAACAAUUGGGAUACAAACAAAUUGAUUACAAUGGUAAAGAACAUGUAGGCGUAUCUAGAAUUCAAUAUAAUACUAAAAAUGGCCGACGAUUGACAACAGGAAGUGCAUUUAUCAGACCAGCAAUAAAACGCAAAAAUUUAAAACUUUCUAUUGAUAGCUACGUUACAAAAAUCAACUUUGAAGAAACGAAUAACAAUUUUAAAGCUACAAGUGUUGAUUAUCUUAAAAAUGGUUGUGAAUACAAUGUUAAAAUCACCAAGGAAGUUAUACUAUCAGCUGGAGCUAUCGGUAGUCCUAAUAUUUUACUUCAUUCGGGUAUAGGUCCUAAACAACAUCUUGAAGAUGUCAAAGUUAAACCUUUAUUGGACCUACCUGUAGGAGAAAAUCUACAGGACCACAUUGCAAUUAAAGGUUUGUCAAUUGAAUCCAACACAUCAAUAGAAAUCAAUCCACUUGAAGAAAAUAUCAAAGAAUAUCUUCAUGGUCAAGGACCUUAUACUCUCGCCGCUGCCCAUGGUGCAGUUGGUUUCUAUAAAAUACCAAAAUCAAAACAUGAACACGCUGCUGAUGUUGAAUUUGUUUUUAUCACGCCGAAUAGAACCAGUGCUUACUUCCAACGUUUCAAUGGUUUCUCCGAUGAAACAACCCAAGCUCUCACUGAAAAUUUAGACAACCCGUCGACCAUGUCAGUAAUACUCGCAAUGGAACACCCGGAAUCUGUAGGUUAUAUUCGACUUAAAUCUAAUAAUCCUUUGGAGUAUCCACUGAUUGAUCCGAGGUUUUUGGAUGAUUCUCAUGAUAAUGAUAUUGAGGUAUUAUAUCAAGGUCUUUUGUUACUACGGAAGAUGGUGGAUACUCAUGCUAUGAAAGCUUUGCAUGCUAGGUUUAAAAAGAUUGAGUUGCCUGCUUGUAAGCAACAUGAGAUGUUUUCGAAAGGGUAUUGGUAUUGUUUUAUAAGAGAGACAAGUGAUGAGUUGUUUCAUCCAGUUGGGACUUGUAAAAUGGGACCGAAGGAUCAAAAUGGCGUUGUUGAUUCAAAGUUGAAAGUGCAUGGGGUGGAUAAUUUAAGGGUUGCAGAUGCAAGUGUGAUUCCUUUCAGUAUGGUGGGACAUACAUCUGCACCCAGUGUCAUGAUAGGGGAAAGAUGUGCUGAUUUUAUUAAAGAAGGGCAUCAUUUGAGUUAACCUUAAAAAACGUGAAUGUUUUUAUCAUAACCUUAAUAUUUUGUCAGUUCAAUGUUAACAUGUUGGUUAUUUUAGUAUAUAAAAAGUAAUUCUGUAAAAUUAUGCGUAAAAGAUUAUGUUUACUUUUAUUGUUAUUUUAUUGUUGAUAGUGGCAGAUGGUACCAUUAGUAGAACUGAUAAUGAGUUUAUUAAUAAAGAUGUUUUAAGAUACGUUAAAAUAA